GGUGGCGGCGGCUGCGGGCGCUGCUCCCGGCCCGGCCCGCGGCCGUUCUGCUGCCCGCAGUGCGGGAAGGCGUUCGGGAAGAAGGCGCACCUGACGCGGCACCUGCGGGUGCACACGGGGGAGCGGCCCUUCCCCUGCCCGCACUGCGGCCGCCGCUUCCGCCAGCGCAUCCACCUGCGCUCCCACCUGCGCACGCACACCGGGGAGCGGCCCUACCCCUGCCCGCGCUGCGCCCGCCGCUUCCGCAAGAAAACCCACCUGGACCGGCACCUGCGCACCCACACCGGGGAGCGCCCGCACCCCUGCCCGCGCUGCGCCCGCCGCUUCGCACACCGCCAGCACCUCCUGCGCCACCUGCGCCUGCACGGGGACCCCGCGCCGGGACACGGCCACCGCCGUGGGGACGGGCACGGCCCGGGCCCCGCCGACGAGAAGCCGCUGCCCUGCCCGGGCUGCGAGAUGAGCCUCAGCUGGAAGCAGAGCCCGGCGGAAGCGAUGCCGGGAGCCGGGAAUGGACACCUGGACGAGCACCGGGAUGAGGACGGGGACGUCCCCGCUGAGGAGAAGCUGCUGAUUUGCCCCCAGUGUGGGACGAGCCUCAUCUGGAAGCAGAACUCGUCGUCGCACCUGUGGCAGCACCUGGAGAACCAAGCCCUCGGCUGUGCCCUGCAGCCCCCGCAGGAGCCCGGAGCCCAGGACCCCCAGCUCCCGUCACAGGUGCCCGGUGCCGACCGCAGCCGGGACCCCCAGCCCCUCCCGCAGCCCCCGCAAGCGCCCGGUGCCCAGGACCACCGGCCGCGGGAGCCGAGUGCCACGGGCGGCCCCGGCUGCGCCCAGGACCCCCCGCAGGCGACCCCCGCCCAGCGCCCCUUCACCUGCCCACAGUGCGGGCGCGGCUUCGGGCGCAAGGCGCACCUGGCGCGGCACCUGCUGGUGCACUCGGGCACCCGGCCCCACGCCUGCGCCCGCUGCGGCCGCCGCUUCAGCUCCAAGACAAACCUGGGCCGGCAUGAGGCCGUGCACACCGGGCUGCGGCCCCACCACUGCGCCCGCUGCGGCCGCGGCUUCACCCGCAAAACUCACCUGGAGCGCCACGAGCGCACCCACGGCACCGGCACCAGGACGGGCACGGGCACGGGCAGCGCUGGCACGGGGAUGGGCACGGGCAGUGCUGGCACGGGGAUGGGCACGGGCAGCGCUGGCAUGGGGACAGGCAUGGCCAGCGCUGGCACGGGGAUGGGAGGUGCCAGGGGCUCCAGCGGUGAAUCCCUGGCACUGCGGUGUCGGGAUGUGCCGGGAGGUGCCGCGGGCCCUGACGGCUGCCGGUGGGGGAUCCCGGAGGAUCCCGGCCCGUUGUGCCACCGGCAGCGCUGUGGCCGGUGGCGCUGGCAGCCCCCCGGCGGGCAGGAGGCACCGGAGCGAAGCCGAGAUGCCAAUAAAGCCGUUUUUAUGGAACUUUGCGGGGAGCCGGGGGGAAUCUCGGGCCCGGGGGGCGGGCCGGGGGUCGCGGGGGGCGUGGCCCGGGGGGAGGGCGUGGUCAAAGCAGGGGCGGGAACGGACACUCGGCCCGGAGGGGCGGGGCCUCGCUCCCAUGGCAACGGGGGCGGGGCUCGGGUGGGGGCGGGGCCGCCGGGAGCCGCCGCUCGGUUCCCCCCAGCUACACCCCACGCGUGUCCCCUGACCACACCGAUGGCCUUUGGGUCCUACGCGUGUCCCCACAUCCCCGAGACCCCCCCAGAUGUGUCCCACACGUGUCCCCACAGCCACCGUGUCCUUCCAGAGCCGUUCCCCAGUGGCUCCCGGAACCCCUUUCCCUGCUCGGGACCACCCCCGGGGAUGGAGGGGCGCGGGGAGGAGGAGGUGACACCCCCACAUGUGCCCCACGACACGUCCCCCGUGUCCGCCAGGUGUGCCCCACGCGUGUCCCUGUGCCCCACGCGUGUCCCCGCGCCUCAGGGCACCCCACAGCCGCCGCGGGGGCUCCCCGGUGCCACCGCAGCCCCUCCGUGCCCCCAGGAGCCCCCCGCAGGGAUGGAGGGGCGCGGGGAGGAGGCGCCGGAGCCGGAGGCGUCGGAGCCGUCGGAGGAUGAGGAGGAGGAGGAGGAGGAGGAGGACGAAGGCUCCGGGGUGCGGGUGACGCCGGCGCUGCUCAAGGCGGCCACGGGCGAGUUCUCGCUGGAGUCCAUCCUGCUGCUGCGGCUGCGGGGCCGCGGCAUCGCCCACCUGGGCUGCCUGGCCGACUGCUCCAACCUCGAGUGGCUGGACCUGUCCGGCAACGCCAUCGCGGGGCUGGCGCCGCUGGCCACGCUGCGCGCCCUGGCCGUGCUCAACCUGGCCGGGAACCGCGUGGCGAGCGUGGAGCCGCUGCGGGGCUGCCGCAGCCUCCGCCAGCUCAACCUGGCCGGGAACCGCCUGCGCAGCCUCCGCCAGCUGCGCUGCCUGCAGGGCCUGCGGCACCUGGAGAGCCUGAGGCUGCGGGACCCGCUGGGCAACCUGGGCAACCCCCUGUGCGCCUCGCCCGCCUACCGCGCCGCGCUGGCCGCGAUGCUGCCCGGCCUCAAGGCCAUCGACGGGCAGCGUGUGGCCGGCAGAGGCAGCGAGCUGUUCCGCCUGUGCCGGGAGCUGGACGCCGCGCUGGACACCGAGAGCGCGCCCGCCGCGCCCGCGGAGCCGCCGCAGCCCUGGGUGCGGGCCGGCUUCUGGGAGCCGCGGCCGCUGGCCCGGAGCGCGGUGCUGGAGGAGGCCACCAGGCAGCUGGGCCAGGCCCUGCGGGAGUGCCGGGAGCUCGGCCGCCGCGCCGAUGACUCCAUCGCCCAGGGUGGCUCCCACAUGGGCAAGUGGCCCAGGGUGGGGGUCCCUGAAGCCCUGGCUCUUCCCAGACACGGGACAGUGUCCAGAGGCACCCCGGGAUGGACCCGGGGCACCGGGAUCAGCUCGGACCCGUUAAUGAAUAACCGAGCUCAGCCCGGCCAGCAGCGCCGAUCCCGGGGCACCCCCGGACACCCCGGCACCCAGCGCCCGCCCGUUCCCUCUGGGACACCCCAAUCCCCUCCGCAACCCUCUCUCUGUUCCUUCUGGGACCCCCCAAUUCCCGUGGUGGUCCCGGAUCCUGAACCCCGAAUCCCGAACCCUGUUGUCCCGUGCUCGGUGACCCCGCUCACCACCCGCUCCCCGCGGGACACCCACCGUGACCCCCUCGCUGCUCUCGUGGCCACCCUAAAGCCCAAAUCGCAGCUGCCGGUGCCCGGGGCUGCUCAGCCCCUCGGGGACCCCUCCCACCGCCUGGCCCUGCUGGGCACCGCGUCCCCCUCCCCAUUCCCUCUGGGCACCGCCGCCCCCUCCCCGAGCCCCUCCCCAUUCCCGUGGCCGUGCCGGAUCCCGGUGCGGGAUUCCGGUGUCGGAUCCCGGUGCCCGUUCCUGGUGCCCGUUCCCGGUGCGGGAUCCCGGUGUCGGAUCCCGGUGCCGGUUCCCGGUGCCGGAUUCCGGUGCCCGUUCCCGGUGCCGGAUCCCUGUGCCCGUUCCCGGUGUCCGUUCCCGGUGCCGGAUCCCGGUGCCGGAUCCCGGUGCCGGAUCCCGGUGCCGGUUCCCGGUGCCGGAUCCCUGUGCCCGUUCCCGGUGUCCGUUCCCGGUGCCGGAUCCCGGUGUCCGUUCCCGGUGCCGGAUCCCGGUGCCGGAUCCCGGUGCCGGAUCCCGGUGCCCGUUCCCGGUGCCCGUUCCCGGUGCCGGAUCCCGUUACUCACCCUCUCGAUGACCCCGUCCACCUCCCGCUCCUUGAAGAGGAAAUGCACGUUGCUGCGCCCGUGGAAAUAUUCCAGCACAUCCCGGACCACGCGCCGCUGGAGCGGGGACUGGCCCGCGGCCACCGCGGCCACCGCCAGGGCCAGCGGCAGCCACAGGGACACCGGGAACCUCAUCCCGCCGGGAACGGCCUCAGGGAGCCGCGGGCCGCUGGCGUCGGGCUGGCAUGAGCCGAUUUCCUGGGAUCUGCCCCCAAAUCCGCCCCCGGGACGGCCCCGCGGGACAAGCCGCUGCCGUUCCGGGGCCAUUCCCCGCUCGCUGCCGCCGCUCCCGGUGCCUCCCAUCCGCUCCAAUCCCAUCCCGAACUACAGCUCCCAGCGCUCCCCGGUUCUCGCCGUUCCCGGCCGGAUCCGGCCCCGCUCGGCGCCUUCCGCACCCCAAAUUCCGGGGGGAGGAGGAGGAGGACCCCGCCGCGGCCAUUUGAGGGACUCGGUGGCGGAAGGAGACCGGGAAAAGGCCGGGAAGAGGCCGGGAAAGAGCCGGGAAGCGGCUGCAGAAGAGCCCUCGCAGAGGCCGGGAAGGGCCGGGAGGGGCCCGGGGGGAGCGAUGUCCGCGGGGGGCGCGCCGCAGCCCGCCCACGCCCUGGAUCUGCUCCCGUAUUCCCGGCUGAGCCCGGCGCCGCGGGCCGGAUCCCAGCUGGAUGCCGUCGGCGCCGAGAUCCCGUCGGAUCCCUGCACAGGGUACCGCUUCUUUAAGCCGGGGGGUUUGUUCGGGAUGAAGCCGCCGGAGGAGCCGUUCGGAGCCGCGCGGACGGGCCCGGAGGACUCCAAGGCUCUGGGCAGCCCCUGCGCCGUGGAGCCUGGGCGGGUGAGCAAGGUGGAACCCGAGGAGAAGCCCGGGAUCGGCGCCGGCUCCCUGGAGCUGUUUCCGGCCGCGGGCGGCAGCUCCGGCCGCUGGUUCCCCGGCGGGCAGCGCGGCCCCGAGCCCCCCCGGGACCCCCCGGCUCCCCGCGCCGGCUGCUGGGGGGCCCAGGGGGGCGUCCCCGGCCCCUUCCGCUGCGCCCAGUGCGGGAAGGGCUUCCGGCAGAAGCAGAGCCUGGUGACGCACGAGCGCAUCCACACCGGGGAGAAGCCGUUCCGCUGCGGGGACUGCGGGAAGAGCUUCAGCCAGCGGCCCAACCUGCUGACGCACCGGCGCGUGCACACGGGCGAGCGGCCCUUCCCCUGCGCCCAGUGCGGCAAGAGCUUCUCGCAGAAGGCCAACCUGCUGGCGCACCAGCGCAUCCACGGCGCCCACCCCGACGAGGGCAAGGCGCGGGCGCGGGCGCCGGCGCGGGGCUGCCCCGAGGACGCGCCCUUCGUGUGCCCCGAGUGCGGGAAGAGCUUCCGGCAGAAGCCCAACCUCAUCACGCACCGGCGCAUCCACACGGGCGAGCGGCCCUUCUCCUGCUUCCUGUGCGGCCGCAGCUUCAACCAGAAAACCAACCUGGUGACGCACUACCGGGUGCACACAGGUGAGCGGCCCUUCGCCUGCGCCCAGUGCGGCAAGCGCUUCACCCAGAAAACCAACCUGGUCACGCACCAGAGCACCCACACCGACCUGCGCCCCUUCCCCUGCGCCCAGUGCCACAAGUGCUUCAAGGACAAGGUGUCCCUCAAGGCCCACCAGAAGACGCACGUCCCCCGCCAGCGCCGCUGCCCCGCGCGCGGCCCGGCCCCCGCCGCGCCCUUCGGGGCCGCGCCCGCCCUGCUGCCCCCCGCGCCCGCCCCGCAGGACCCCGCUCCCUUCGCCCCGCUCCCGCCCGCCCCGAAGCUCCCCGAGGGCGCCGAGCUGUUCCCCAGCCCCGAGAAGGGCUUCCCGCCCCCGCCCCCGGGCGAGCCCCCCUUCCCCUGCGCCCACUGCGGCGACGGCUUCUGCCCCAAGGUGCCCCUGCUGCGGCCCCCCGAGGCGCCCUCCGCGCCCUUCGCCCCCGCCCCGCCCCUCCUGGGGCCCCUGGGGGCGCAGCCGGGGCCGGGGGAUGCCGCGGCCCCCCCCGAGAAGCCCUUCAUCUGCAACCAGUGCGGGAACAGCUUCGGGCUCUGGCUCGCCCUCGUCGCCCACCAGAAGAGCCACGCGGGGCACAAGCCGUGCCCCGGCGCCCCCCCCCCGGAGCCGGGCGCCGAGCAGCCCCCCGGGUCCCCCCCGGCGCGGGCGGGCGAGGGCCGGCCCUGGCCGUGCCCCGAGUGCGGGCGGGGCCUGGCGCAGUGCGAGCGGCCGCCGCGGCACGGGCACGGCGCCGGCGGGCGCGGCCCCUUCCGCUGCGACACCUGCGGCAAGCGCUUCAGCCUCAAAACCAACCUGGCCACCCACCAGCGCAUCCACACAGGUGAGCGGCCCUUCACCUGCGGCGUCUGCGGCCGCCGCUUCAACCAGAAGGGCAACCUGGUGACGCACUACCGGGUGCACACGGGCGAGCGCCCCUUCGCCUGCGCCCAGUGCGGGAAGCGCUUCGCGCAGAAGCCCAACCUGCUGGCACACCAGAAGACGCACCUGGGCCGCCAGCCCUUCACCUGCCUCGAGUGCCCCAAGCGCUUCAAGAGCAAACUGUCCCUGCGGGUGCACCAGCGCGUGCACACCGGGACCCCCGGCCCGGCCCCCGGCGCCCUGGACCCCGCCAGGAGCCCCUUCCCCUGCGCGCUCUGCGGGGAGGCCUGCGCCGAGCACGGGGUGCUCCGACCGGGCCACGGCGGCGGCGAGCGGCCCCACGGCUGCGGCGAGCAGCUGCACGGCUGCGCCAAGUGUCCCCACGGCUGCGCCGAGCGGCCCCACGCUUGUGCCGAGCGGCCCCACGGCUGCGCCGAGCGGCUCCACACCUGCGCCGAGCAGCGCCGCAGCUGCGCCGAGCAUCCUCACCCCUGCAGCGAGCAUCCUCACCCCUGCAGCGAGCAUCCUCACCCCUGCAGCGAGCAUCCUCACCCCUGCAGCGAGCAUCCUCACGCCUGCGGGGAGAGGCCCCACGCCUGCGGGCAGCCGCCCCCCUGCGCUGAAUGUCCCAACCCCUGCGAGCAGCCCCACGCGUGCAGCAAGCGGCCCCACGCGUGCGCCGAGCAUCCUCACACCUGCGAGCGGCCCCACCCGUGCGAGCGGCCCCACGGCUGCGCCGAGCAGCCCCACGCGUGCCCCGAGUGUCCCCACGCGUGCCCCGAGUGUCCCCACGCGUGUGCCGAGUGUCCCCACGGCUGCGCCGAGCGGCCCCACGCGUGCGCCGAGUGCGGGAAGCGCUUCCGGCAGAAGGUGAACCUGGCCGUGCACCUGCGGACGCACACCGGGGAGCGGCCGUUCCGCUGCGCCGACUGCGGCAAGGGCUUCAGCCAGAAGGCUCACCUGCUGCGGCACCGCCGCACCCACGGCGCCGGCCUGGCCCCGGCCUGCGCCGCCGGGGACCCGCUGGCCAAGGGCCCCGAGCCCCCCGCGCUGCUGCUGCCGCCCUGCUCCCGCGGAGCGCCCCCGGCGCGCCCCGACAGCCCCUCGGGCGCCGCCGACAUCCUCCUGCAGCUGAUGCAGGACGAGCCCCCGCCCGGCCCCGCCGCCGUCCCGGCCCCGGUGCCCCCCUGUAAGUGCCCCGGGGCGGGCCCGAGCCCCCGGGCACCGGGGCUGCCCCCGCCGUGCUGCUGCGCCGCCUGCCUGGCCCCGCGCCCCCCCGAGCCCCCCCGCGGGCAGCUCUGGGCCAAGGCCGGGGGCUGUGCUCGGGCCUUCGAGGAGAAGCGAGUGCCGGGAGCGCCGGAGCGGGAGUGCGGCGAGGAGAAACCCGCCCCGUGUCCCGGCUGCCUAACCUUCCACGCUGUUCCGGACUGGGUGGCGUUGCUUAAGGACACGGUUGGGAUGGGAGCGCCGGGCCCGUCCUGCUGCGGGCUGACCUGGGGUCCCCAGUGCGGCUCCGAGGUGACAUUCCAGGAGGUGACAUUCCAGGAGGUGACAUUCCAGGAGGUGACAUUCGAGGACGUGGCCGUGUAUUUCUCCCCCGAGGAGUGGGUGCAGCUGGCGCCCUGGCAGCGGGCGCUGCACCGGCAGGUCAUGUGCGACAACUACGACCUGGUGGCCAGCCUGAGGGACCCCAACUCCAAGUUCAGCCAUGUGAAGGAGGAGUCACACGGGGGGGUUCCCUGCGCUGGGGGGCACAGCGGAGCUCCCGACACCAUUUGCAGGGGUGCCUGGAGCGGGUGUGACAGCAAGGAUGACACCGGGGGACGCUGGGACCCGCGGGCCGAUGUCCCCAGCUCCUGCCGGCGUGCCACCGAGCCGGGGGGCUGUGCCAGGGCCCGGCCCCGGCAGCCGCCGGCGGUGUCGGGGCUCCUCAUGUGCGGGCCGAGCUGCGGGGCCGGUGCCGCGCUCCGGGCGCCCCCGGGCCGGCCGUACCUGUGCGGCACCUGCGGCAAAACCUUCCGGCACCGCCGCAGCCUCCUGGCUCACAAAAAGCUGCGGGGAGGGGCCCGGGCCCGGCACGACUGUCCCGACUGCGGCCGCUCCUUCUGCCUGCGGGGGGACCUCCUGCGGCACCGGGACACGCACCGGGCGCGGCCCCCGCUCCGCCGCCACCGGCGCUUCCCGGGCGCGGCGGGGCCGAGCGAGGAGCGGCCGUUCGAGUGCGGGCGCUGCGGGCGCAGCUUCAGCUGGAGGGAGAGCCUGGAGCUUCACCUGCGGGGCCACGACCGCCCCGAGCGCGCCCACCCCUGCCCCGAGUGCGGGCGCGUGUUCCCGCACCGCGGGCACCUGUGGCUGCACCGCCGGGCGCACUCGGCACUGCGGCCCUUCCCCUGCCCCCGCUGCGGCCGCGCCUUCGCCUCCCGGGCAAACCUCAGCAGCCACCGCAGAACGCGCCGGCACUGCCGGCCCCGCGGGCAGGGACCCCCGGGGGACAGGGACAAGGACAGGGACCCCCAU
This is a messenger RNA of Pseudopodoces humilis (Tibetan ground-tit), 8658 nucleotides long. NCBI's taxonomy places the organism in Eukaryota, Metazoa, Chordata, Aves, Passeriformes, Paridae. The record is from RefSeq and is a predicted model, not a curated record.